AAAGAAAGACGUUACCUCGCUUCCGACAGGACCGACUGAACUACAAACACUAACCGGAAGUAGUUAAAUGUAGGCUAGUGUUUUCAGAAAGGAAGAGGUGAGUAGCCUAACUAGUGACAGACAGUACAAAGGGCAAAGCGGAAAUAUUCAGUAGCAGUUUAAAGUGUCACACUCUUCUUGAAACGUCAUUUAAUCUCAGAUAAAAGUCAUAGGUUAGCUACUGCAAAGCUUCAGUUCGAGCUGCAGAUGAGACUUCCUCUUCGCUGCUUUAGCAUCUUCAGGAGUUUAUUCGCUCAAAGACAACGAGGGACAGACCCACAAAGGCGAGGCUUGAGUGGUGCAGCGAUGCGUCUGGUGCAGUUUCAUCGUCAUGGUGAUGGAGGAGGCAUCAAAGUGGGAGUGGAGCAAGGUGACGCAGGGCUUGGUGUGGUUGACCUGAAGGCGUUUGACCCGUCCAUGCCCUCGACCAUGAGAGAGCUGCUGGAGCUGGGAGACAAGGGUCUGGAGUGUGCCCAGAGAGCCUUGUCGUCUGGUCAGUGUGUGGUGGAGCGAUCGGACAUCCAGCUGCUGUCUCCUGUGUUGGCCCCAGAGAAGGUGGUGUGUGUGGGUAUGAACUACCGGGACCACUGCCUGGAACAGAACGCCCCGAUCCCCAAAGAACCAAUCAUCUUCAGCAAAUUCCCGAGCGCCAUCACAGGGCCGUAUGACGACAUCAUACUGCCCUCAGAGAGCCUGGAGGUGGACUGGGAAGUGGAGCUGGCCUUUGUGAUUGGACGAAGAGGAAAACACAUCAAGGAGGAAGACGCUCUUUCCUACGUGGCCGGGUUCACUGUGGCCAACGACGUCAGUGCACGCGACUGGCAGAUGAAGCGCAACGGAAAGCAGUGGCUGCUGGGAAAAACGUUUGACAGCUUCUGUCCACUGGGCCCUGCUUUAGUGACAGCUGACGCUGUGAAAGAUCCUCACAACCUGGGCGUCCGCUGCCUGGUUAAUGGAGACACAGUCCAGAGCAGCAACACUGAUCAGAUGAUCUUCAAGACGGAGGCGCUGGUCGCCUGGGUCUCAAAGUUUGUGACAUUGACACCAGGAGACGUUUUCCUGACAGGCACUCCUCCAGGCGUGGGUGUGUUCAGAAAGCCACCCGUCUUUCUCAAGAAAGGAGAUGUGGUGGAGUGCCAGAUAGACCAAUUAGGAUCCAUUAUCAACAAAGUGGUCUAAACCCCGAGACAAUCUGCUGUUAAAUAAACUGCACUACUGAUCGGCUGCUUCACACAAUAAAUUACUAUUUUGUAAAGAG
Molecule: messenger RNA, 1297 nt
Organism: Etheostoma spectabile (orangethroat darter)
Lineage: Eukaryota; Metazoa; Chordata; Actinopteri; Perciformes; Percidae
Gene: fahd2a
Product: fumarylacetoacetate hydrolase domain containing 2A
Exons: 8
Coding region: 247-1218 (323 amino acids)
Molecular function (GO): catalytic activity
Source: RefSeq, a predicted model, not a curated record